UAUUACAACAGUAAUAACUUUUAAAAUGGGGCUUAAGAAGAAGAAAAAUGUUAUCAUCAUCACAUCUUGCAUGGUGUCAUGUUACAUUCUCUAUCAGCUUUAUUUCUUCUUCACCAUCACAUCGGAAGUAAACGAAAGCUACAGAGUGAUUCCAGUGCUAGACCAUGAUACUAUUAAAGAAGUCUUGCACCUUAGAUCAGAAGAAGAUAAGUACAUAAACGAAAAUGGUAUGUUACGAGGAGUGCUAUAUACAAAAAUCGCGCAUUACAGACCGGAUUCAAAAAAUGAAUUUAAAUGUCGAACGUCGGAUCAACGUAUACCUUUUGAGCAAUUGAACGAUGAUUAUUGCGACUGUGAAGAUGGGUCUGACGAACCAAGCACCAGUGCAUGUCCUACUGGUGUUUUCUAUUGCGAUACCCAAAAUAAAAAAAAGAAGGAAAUAUUCGAAGUGCCAUCAAGUAAAGUAAAUGAUGGUAUUUGCGAUUGCUGCGACGGUUCCGAUGAAUGGAUAAAUGAGGGGAAACUGCUAAGUCAGAGUUCAUCUGGACUCUAUAGAUAUUAUACCCCAAAGUGUUUUAAUGUUUGUAAAAAGUAAUUCCUUUCAAUUAAGGUUGUAAAAAUGGUUGUAAAUAUUUAUAAAAUAACAUUAAGCUCAGAUAUGCAGCUUAAUAAAGUAACUUAUAAAGUAUUUUGAUGUUGCUCUGAUGAAUGCUUUAUUGUUCUAUAUUGUCAUGGUUUAGAUUGUAGAAAAGUUAUGGUUUGGAUCAAAUUAUUUUGAAAAAGUUUUUUUAAUAUGAUUCAGAUAAUAUACCAGAAUUUUAAUUUGAUUUAUUAUUUACUUGAUGAAACCAGAUCUUUAAAUUGGCUAUAAUAGUUAAGUAGAGCACAAAUCAUCAAAUUCAAGCUGCCAUUUUUCUACGAUCAACACAAAUUUGUAACUCAUGUUAUUUGUAUUACCUCUCAACAUCCGCCUUUGUUAAGCACCUUGAAACACCACAAUGUAAAUAGGAUACUGUAGGUUAACAAAUAGGAGGGGUGGGUAACAAUAUGUUUGUACAAUAAUCACUAAAGGUUUAAUAGUAGUGCUGUCAUUUCACAAUGUACCCUGUGGAGUUAGAACUUCUUUUACAGCUGUUUCAUUUCAUUACUUGAUUUGUUUACAACCAUAGGUAAUACUUUAUAUAUAUAACAACAGUUCAUCCUGUAAGUAAAUUUAUAUCUAUAGACAAGAUGAGGAAUACUGUUAAAGGGUGCAUGAGUAUAUUUAGUCAAAAAUAUUAAAUCAGUAUAUUCUAUACUUCUUCAUAACAUUCUUACAGUUUACUCAUGAAAACCCUAUUGAAGAUAAAAGACCAACAUAGCAUUGCACCUACGGAUCGCAACGCAUACCUAAUAAAGUGACAGGAGUAACUUAAUUUUACUUUUGCAUGUGAUGUUUGGACUGUAUCUGAUUUCUUUCUAACUUAGUAAAAACUAUGGCAAUGGUUUUCUCAAAAACUAUCAGCGUUUCGUUUUCACAGAUAAGUCUUAGAGACAGUAAAUAAUGUACCUCUCAAGCCUCUCAGUAUUAUUUUGGCUUUCAUUUACAUGUAUGUAUAUUGUACAAUGACAGACUUUGGUUUGUGAACUUUUAUGAUGUCAGAUGUACAUAUUGAGCAAUGCCAUUGCAAGGCCUGGCUUUAACAUGUGCCUAUAAGAGUGUGUGGUUAACUAUCCCAAUAAAACCAUACUUUGCCUGUGGCCUGUUUACCCUCACUUUUUUUGCUUAAGUGUGGCCACGUAAAUAACAUGUAUAAAUCAAUAGCUGACAUAAUACAAAUAGUUUUUAGUAAUAAAUAUUAUUCUCUUAUAGAAAAAAUUCUUGUAAAUCUUCAUAGAUUUGAAAUAUGAGCUAUCAAAUUUUUACUGGUGGCACCAUAAUGGAUUUAAGAUAAAUAAAGUUAAAAACAAUCUUCCUGAAAAUAAUGUAUUGAUUGAUUUCUUGUUGAUCUGACUUAAGUAACCAAAAAACAAUUACCUAUUUUUAGAUACAAUUUGAACCUUUAAUUUUACUUUUAAGUUAAUUUACUAAAGAGCCCUGGUGAAACCUUGAUACCUUUUUCUGAGAAACUGAUAUAUCAUAAGAUUUUGGUUGUUAAAAAUAUAUUUUGUAUAAGUGAUGCCAGUAUAGGUUUUAUGCAUUGCAUAAAAAUAACAGAUACUAUACAAUUUUUAUUAAAUUCCUUAAACUAUUUAGAACAUAGUAGGUAUUAAGUAGUUGACUUUUUAUGAUUGAAUAUGAAAUUUAACUAAAAUUUAACACUCAACAUAACAAAAUUUUGCACUAAAUAGGUGCUGUAGAAGGUAUUGGAAGCAGUAUGUUUUUCCAGUAAUUAAAAAAUGGACUUUUAUGAUACUUGUACAGUCAAUUCACUAUCAUUUAUCCACUUAAAGCCUUAAAUAUAAGCCCUGAUAGUUAGCGCUAGGCGUUCCUUCUGUAUUUAAAACCAUCCAACAAUAAUAAUUUAAUUCCAACGCCGCGCCGCUUUUGUUUUUUUUAAGAAAAAAAUAGAAUAUUUUAUUAUUUGUGUAUAUCUGCCUAACUAACCAGGUAAGAUGUACAUAUUUAUUUCAACAAGCUAGAUUAAGGCGUUGGCGCCGUGACAAUUUCUUAAGUUACAGUGUCGUGAGCUUAAAAAGGUUGGGAACCCCUGCUCUAUAUAAGAUGGGGGAAAAGUUAUAGUGAAUGGAAUGUUGUCAAGCUACAGUUAGGUACAUAUCGCAGCUUUUUACGAUCAUUUAAAAGGGACGGUUAGAUAUACCUACUUACUGGCUCCCUAUAUCCUAAUAAGCCUUUUAAUACAGAACAUACCUUCUUUUCUGAAUUUUACAGACCAUUCCUAUGGAAAAAAAUAAAGUGUUUCUCUACUCAUUUACAAAUGAAUCCCUAACCUUUAUGCUUAAUAGCUGAUAAUUCAUCACCCCAAAGAUACCUACUUAAACUUGUUUUACAUUAAAUAAUCAAUAAAACGCUUUUAAAACUUGUCUAACACUAGAAUAACACAGGAGAACAAUUACGAUUCAUAUUUUGAAACAUAAAAGACUGAUAGGUACUUAUUUAGAUAUUUCAACACUUCAUUAAACCAGCAUGCGAAAAAUGUAAAUACUUCUGAUUAUUUUUCCGACCCAAAUAUCGACCAAUAGAAUUGCACCAUUCGACGUCACGUGGUACAACCUACAUGGUAUCAUACUGAUAAUUUUUUGAAAAUUUUCUC
This is a messenger RNA of Pararge aegeria (speckled wood butterfly), 3254 nucleotides long. RefSeq names its product glucosidase 2 subunit beta. Bases 26 to 595 code for a protein of 189 amino acids. Gene Ontology annotation, molecular function: protein binding. The transcript has a single exon. The record is from RefSeq and is a predicted model, not a curated record. Gene Ontology annotation, cellular component: glucosidase II complex. NCBI's taxonomy places the organism in Eukaryota, Metazoa, Arthropoda, Insecta, Lepidoptera, Nymphalidae. Gene Ontology annotation, biological process: N-glycan processing.